UCAGUUCCGAAGCUGCCUUGGGAGGACCAGGACCGGUUGGCUGGAGAGCUUUGCCGGGGCUGGCCGCAAGAUGACCGAGGCAGCUGCUGCGGGGGGGACGAUGCUGGUCCCCCUCUUCCAGGGCUGCGUCAAGCUCCUGGCGCUGCCCAUCUACGUGCUCGCCUUCCUGGGCUACUGGGAUCCUGUUUGUAAGAGAAUCUUUCCCUAUUUCAUAAGCAAGUUUAGCAAACGUUACAACCAAAAACUUCACAGGGAAAAGGAGCUGCUCUUCAGCAACCUGGAAGACUUCACCGGAUCCUCAGGCCAGCUCCUGUUGCUCGAGAUCGGCGCAGGCAGCGGGGCCAACUUUCAGUUCUACCCACCGGACUGUCAGGUAACGUGCACCGACCCUAACCCGAACUUCAAGCGAUAUCUCCGGCAGAGCAUGGCCGAGAACCAGCACCUCCAGUUCGAGCGCUUCGUAGUGGCCUCUGGGGAGGAUCUGCGCCAAGUGCCCGACGGCUCUGUGGACGUGGUGGUCUGCACGCUCGUGCUGUGCUCCGUGGCGAGUGUGCCCGCGGUCCUAAAGGAGGUCCUGAGAGUACUCAGGCGGGGUGGUGCAUUCUAUUUUAUAGAACACGUGGCUGCGGAUCGGUCCAGUUGGAGAUACUUUUGGCAGCAAGUCUAUGAUCCUACCUGGAAAUAUUUGGGAGAUGGUUGCUCCUUGAUAAGAGAAACUUGGAAGGAUCUGGAGAAUGGGAAGUUCUCUGAACUGAAGCUGCGGCACAUAGAUGCCCCCCUGAACUGGACCCCAACUCGUCCACAUAUUAUUGGUUAUGCUGUGAAAUGAUUGCUCAGUGUAUCUCUCAAAGAGCAGCGGCUAGCUGACAGUUCACACAAAUUAAGGUGUUGGGUUCUUCAAGGGAUUAAAGAAUGAUGUUUACAGACCA
Molecule: messenger RNA, 929 nt
Organism: Eublepharis macularius
Lineage: Eukaryota; Metazoa; Chordata; Lepidosauria; Squamata; Eublepharidae
Product: putative methyltransferase-like protein 7A
Exons: 2
Coding region: 71-829 (252 amino acids)
Molecular function (GO): S-adenosylmethionine-dependent methyltransferase activity
Source: RefSeq, a predicted model, not a curated record